Messenger RNA from Rhipicephalus sanguineus (brown dog tick), 795 nucleotides. RefSeq lists its product as uncharacterized. Bases 1 to 645 code for a protein of 214 amino acids. Lineage: Eukaryota; Metazoa; Arthropoda; Arachnida; Ixodida; Ixodidae. The record is from RefSeq and is a predicted model, not a curated record. The transcript has 6 exons.
AUGCAGUACGGCCAGCAGGAUCCGUACGCGCCACCAGCGGGCGGCAUCUACUCGCCCGGCGGCACCUACGCACCGCAGCCUGCUGCGGGGCAGUACGUGGACCCGGCGUACACGGCGUCCCAGCCACAGUUGCCGCAGCCCGCCACGUAUGGAACGCCGCCUUACGCCGCUGCUCCGUACGGUCAACCGGUUAUGCCCCCUCCCUCCGAGCCCCCAUUACCGCCCACUCCGUCAUACGACCCGGGGUACGCCAACUACCUUUACGGACUGCAGUCAUCCCGGAGUUCCAGACGAUACCUGAUUCAAUCUCCGACGGGGCGCAAGGGCCUGUUCGGCGCGAACAAUGUCCUCACCGUGGUCAUCAUUUGCGGUACCCUGAUCCUCGUACUCCUCGCCAUGCUGCUCAUCGUCACGGUCGUCAUGCCAAGGCUGUCAAGGAAGCAUCACGCGGGCCACAGGAGGAGGCACCAGCCCUCCCACGAGGUCGACAACCUGGCCGAUAACGAGAUACCCGUGGACGCGCCUCAGCUGAGUGCUGGGUCCAAGAACGAGCAGACAGAGCCAAAGCUCGACUCCGCCGGAUCCAAGCACGGCCACAAGGACCCGGAGAUAGCCAGGCAUGUCAAGAGCCGCACGAAGGGAUAGCGCCUCAACGAGAAACACCAAGCAAAAAUAAGUGGUGACGUGAGGACUAGGAAAGCCGUCGAAGUGGAAUCGAAAACGUGGAAUUACGCUGCACCGGCCAAAGAAGAAUACUGGCCUCCCCCGCCAAUUUGACGAAAAUACAACAUCCAC